AUGUCAUAUUCCUUGGAAAUGGAGUUUGAUGAUUCCUUGGAAAUAGAGCUUGAUGAUCAACCAAUGCCCAGCCCGCCCUCAACCCGCAGCCGCCGUGGUCUAGACAACACAACUGAGAGAAGGCAGGAGUGGAUUUUUUCCUGUGGCCACAAGCUCAUUAGUGCUCUAAUCAUUCCCAACUCCGAGAACACUGUCGUCAUCCCAAUGAGAGGACGAAAUGCAGCGGCAAUCCUUGAAAAGCACUCCCCCGAUAAGUGUCCCGAGUGCGCAGCUACUGGACGCGAGGCAGAAAAGAAUAAAAACAAAACCCGUCAAGAUUGUGAGGAAACAGUGGCUGCGCUCAAGGCACAUGCCGAGUUUCUGAAGACUCAAGUCGCCAACGCCCAAAACAAUCUGCAGCUGAAGGUAGUCUUCGGGAAGUUGUUAAGGGAUUGCAAGAAAGAGUUGUCUGGGAAGUUGAUAGAGCUAACCGCGGAGUACCGUAGCUUGAAGGGAAAACAAGUAUCUCACAGCGAAAGUUUUCAGACACGGUUGAACGAGACAGAAGGUAUGGUUGACCUUAUAGUUGCAGUUGCGGCGAGCAAGGCGGGCCCAGGCGUGGAAAUAAGUCGUGCUCUCCUUCAAAGUCCUAGUAUUCAAGCGGAGUACAAGCAGCUGAGGAAGAAAUAUGAAAAAUCGACAAAGCGUGGAUUCGAGGAAGCCGCGACUCGACUUGAGGGUGUCCGGGAUCUGGCAAUGAAUGUGAUUAUGGGUAUUAAGUAG
Molecule: messenger RNA, 762 nt
Organism: Hyaloscypha bicolor E
Lineage: Eukaryota; Fungi; Ascomycota; Leotiomycetes; Helotiales; Hyaloscyphaceae
Exons: 1
Coding region: 1-762 (253 amino acids)
Source: RefSeq, a predicted model, not a curated record